AUGGAAAUGGAGGUCAAGACCACCCAGUGGGAGGCAGAGAUGGUAGAUCCUGGGUUCCCACCUGAGCCUCGUUCACUCCACCUGCCGCCUCUGCUUUGUACGCCCUGCAGGAGUUCGCAGCCAACCCACCAGGACUGUAGCCCGCCAGGGUCCUCUGUCCAUGAAAUUAUCCAGGCAAGACACUGGAGUGGGUUGCCAUUUUCUUCUCCAGGGGAUCUUCCCGGCCCAGGUAUUGAACCUGGGUCUCCUGCACUGCAGGUGGAUUCUUUGCCAUCUGAUCCAGGGAAACCCCUCUUUUUUUUUUUUUUAAUAGACUCUUUUUUAGAGCAGUUUUAG
Messenger RNA from Rangifer tarandus platyrhynchus (Svalbard reindeer), 336 nucleotides. The record is from the annotation of a GenBank genome assembly. Lineage: Eukaryota; Metazoa; Chordata; Mammalia; Artiodactyla; Cervidae.